This is a messenger RNA of Thelazia callipaeda (thelaziosis nematode), 681 nucleotides long. The record is from the annotation of a GenBank genome assembly. Lineage: Eukaryota; Metazoa; Nematoda; Chromadorea; Rhabditida; Thelaziidae.
AUGGAAACUGGAGAAGAGAUAGUAAUUUUACCAUAUGACGAUGAUAACAUAAGUGAUAAGACGGAGAAUAAAGCAGAAUCGAGUAUUGACAAGAAUGAGGAAAGGAAAUUUCAAGAAGAAAUGGAAUCAAAAGAGACAGAGCACAGUGCUCAGGAUGAGAAGGUAUUAGAAGAUGAUCAAAUCCAUGGUGAGGAUCAAUCCAUUCCAUUUACUGUUUCACCAACAAAUCAACAGCAGGAAGGUUCUGAUAAAGCUCAAGAAAUAGCACAACCUCAUCUACGAAAACGACAGGUACCAGAAUCGGAUUCAGACCAUCCAAAUUCAGCAAAAUCUACUGCUUCCCCACCGAAUCAGGUAGAUACCACACCAUCAGAACCUUCUGAAUCACAGCAAGCUUCAGCGUACAGUGGAAAGUAUCAAAUCGUCGGUACUGGUAUGAACAAAUGUAUGCAACAACUUGCAAUAUCACUUGCUGGUGAAGCUCUGACUCAAUUCCAAAAUAAUUUAAUGCUCGUUUCACGGCAUGUAAUGAUGAAUUUUGAGCAACGAUUUGGACAAGUUUGGCAUUGCAUAGUUAGUGAAGGCAAUUUGGGAUUCUAUAUGCGUUAUGAUCCCGAAAAUCAUAUUUAUUUUACUUUUGAGAAGUACACUUUUUUCCUCUACAAAGUUUAUCAAAUUUGA